AUGUCGGGACCAAGAAGAUUAGAUGGUAAAAUCGUAAUUAUAACCGGCGGAGCAAGUGGGAUUGGAGCCGAAUCCGCUAGGCUGUUCGCUGACCACGGAGCUAAGGUCGUGAUAGUCGACGUGCAAGAAGAGCUAGGCCAAAACGUUGCCGUUUCUAUCGGGGAAGACAAAGCCAGUUUCUACUGUUGCGAUAUAACAAAGGAGACGGAAGUGGAGAACGCCGUUAAGUUCACGGUUGAAAAGCACGGAAAGCUCGACGUUCUGUUCAGCAACGCCGGCGUCCUGGAUCCUCCGGGAAGCAUCCUCGACUUGGAUCUCGAACGGUUUGACCGGAUAAUGGCGGUUAACGUCCGCGGCGCGGCUGCGUUUAUCAAACACGCGGCACGCGCUAUGGUGGAGAAAGGCACGCGUGGGUCAAUCGUAUGCACGACCAGCGUCCUGUCGGAGAUCGGUAGUCGUCGGGGACGUCAGGGAUACACGGUGUCAAAACACGGGCUUCUCGGGCUGAUUAGGUCGGCCUCCGGAGGGCUUGGGAAGUACGGGAUAAGAGUAAACGGCGUAGCACCGUACGCGCUGGCGACGCCGAUGACUAGUUACGACGAGGAAACGGCGAAGCGGGUGGAGGAAGAGUUUGGCGCCAGGGGGAUUCUCAAAGGUGUGGUGCUUAAAGCUCACCACGUGGCACAAGCGGCUCUGUUUUUGGCUUCUGAUGACUCGGUUUGUAUCAGUGGUCAGAAUUUGGCGGUGGAUGGUGGUUAUACUGUUGUCAAAUGUUAA
Messenger RNA from Microthlaspi erraticum, 777 nucleotides. The record is from the annotation of a GenBank genome assembly. Lineage: Eukaryota; Viridiplantae; Streptophyta; Magnoliopsida; Brassicales; Brassicaceae.